Penicillium angulare is the source of this 3528-nucleotide messenger RNA. RefSeq names its product ATP-dependent 3'-5' DNA helicase. Bases 1 to 3528 code for a protein of 1175 amino acids. Lineage: Eukaryota; Fungi; Ascomycota; Eurotiomycetes; Eurotiales; Aspergillaceae. The record is from RefSeq and is a predicted model, not a curated record. Gene Ontology annotation, molecular function: ATP binding; nucleic acid binding. The transcript has a single exon.
AUGACAGACAACUUCUUAAAUACCUCCGAUCAUGCCAAUGUUCUCAAACGCAAACAACCCCAGAAAAACGACGAAUGGGCCACCGGACCCGCCGCGGCGGCAUCCUCGACGGCAUCCUCGAACGCGUAUCUAGAAUCAACCAGUGCAACGACAUCUACAGAAUCUCGUCAAAAUACACCGGAAUCGCAGACCUCGCAGGAUACGCAAAACAAAAGAAAAAAGCCCACGCAAAGCAAAACGAAGGCUCCGAAAAAGAAAGCCCCCUCCACCCCUUGGCCAGAUGCGCUUCAACGCCUGUCGAAGACCCACCGCGCCCUCAAUCUCGUCUAUACUUUCUGCUGCACGCGUAAACACUUCGCAACUACAUUCGAUAAUAUCAAGCAAGCCGUCCAGGCACAGUUAGGUCAAGGCCAAGAAGUCACAAUUGAAGAUGUUGCGAGAGUUAAGGCGUUGAUCCCACAUGCAGUGCGGUUCGAAUAUGUCGAUGAAGCGCGGCUAGAGGUCAUGACUGUUGGAGAAAAAGACACCAGUGACUACGAGUUGAAACACAAUCGUACUUUUGGUACUUCGGAAGACUUGAGCGUGGAUAAUUCAGGUCAUAAUGACAACCUGGACAUAAAACGAGAUGUGCUAUUAUUCGAAUUCCUCGAUGGAGAUCUCAAGCGAGAGAUCCUGAAUCCUAAAACGGGAGAGCCAACUAAACCUUUCCGUCGAAUGAAAGAUGAGGACUUGAAAAUGCCAGUCUACAGUCAAAAGCAGAUGCUGAAACUCAUUGAAAAGCGAAACAAUAAAUUUUCUGAUGCUAUCAAUGCAUUUUUGGUCCGUUGCGAAGAUCAGACUAUUGACCCCGUUCUCUUGCUGGAACAAGAGAAAGAUACAUUCAUUCCUACACCUCCUGGGAGCGGAACAAAUACUCCCGCUGCAUCGAAGCCCCCAGCUACUAUUCCAAAGGAGCGCAAAUCGAUUGCCGAAAUCGUUGCAGAAAUUCGAGAUAUGGAGUGGUAUCAUGCCCAGAUCGUCCCAGAAGGUCACCGAGUAUUUGACGCUCAAUCCCCUAUUUAUGGCGAUUUGAAGUUCCAGCUCUCGCAAGAUCUCGUUAAUGCCUUGUACAAUACAAGAAACAUUACUCAACUAUAUUCUCAUCAGGCGGAAGCGAUCAAUCAUCUUUAUGAUGGUCAUAACGUCAUCGUUUCUACCUCAACAAGUUCCGGGAAAUCACUGAUCUACCAGAUUCCUAUGCUUCAUGAGCUGGAAAAGGAUCCCGAUAGCAGGGGAAUGUACAUUUUCCCUACUAAAGCUUUAGCACAAGAUCAAAGAAGGAGUAUGAUGGACCUUCUGCAAUAUAUGACCGCCUUCCAGCAUACAAUGGUUGAAACCUUCGACGGUGACACACCCAUGGCAAGUCGCAAUCUCAUUCGCGAUGAAGCACGGAUCAUCUUCACCAACCCGGAUAUGUUACAUGUUACUAUCUUACCUCAAGAAAAUGCCUGGCGCACAUUUUUGAAGAACCUCAAAUUUGUGGUCGUUGAUGAGCUUCAUGUCUAUAAUGGGCUAUUUGGAUCCCAUGUUGCGUUUGUGAUGCGGCGUCUUCGCAGAAUUUGUGCUGCGGUGGGCAAUCGACAUGUGAAAUUCAUAUCUUGCUCUGCUACCGUUUCGAAUCCAGAAACGCAUAUGAAGUCUAUCUUCGGCGUACAAGAUGUGAAACUUAUAGAUUUUGACGGCUCUCCGUCGGGUCGUAAGGAAUUUAUCUGCUGGAACACUCCAUUCAAAGAUCCAGCAGACCCAAGCUCUGGGCGCGGUGAUAGCGUCUCAGAGACGGCACGACUCUUCUGCCAAUUGAUUCUCAGAGGUGUUAGAGUGAUUGCUUUUUGCCGAAUCAGGAAACUGUGCGAGGUUCUUCUUCAAGCUGUUCGAAACGAAUUCAAGGCUCUCGAGCGGUCCGAAAUUGGUAAAAUGGUUAUGGGCUACCGAGGCGGAUAUAGUCCUCAAGACCGUCGCCAGAUUGAGCGAGAGAUGUUCGAAGGGAAGUUAAUGGGCAUCGUAGCCACCAAUGCCCUUGAACUGGGCGUUGACAUCGGCUCUUUAGACGCUGUCAUCACCUUGGGAUUUCCUUAUUCCAUCUCCAAUCUACGUCAGCAAAGCGGCCGUGCAGGAAGACGUAACAAGGACUCUUUGUCCGUCUUGGUUGGGGACAGAUAUCCAACAGAUCAGCACUACAUGCAAAAUCCGGACGAAAUUUUCACCCGGCCCAACUGUGAGUUACAGGUCGACCUAGCCAACGAGCUCAUCCUAGAAGGCCAUAUCCAAUGCGCCGCUUUUGAGGCACCUAUUCGCCCAGAUGAAGACCAAAUCUACUUCGGUGAACAACUCUACGCAGUAACAGCCACACGCCUCGUGAAAGACAACAUGGGCUUUUAUCACUGCCAUGAACGAUUUCGACCACAGCCUUCCCGCUGCGUCUCGAUCCGCGAUACAGAAGACCACCAUUUCGCCGUGAUCGACACAACCAACAACCGCAACGUGGUCCUUGAAGAAGUCGAGGCCUCGCGCGCCUUCUUCACAAUCUACGAAGGAGGUAUAUUCCUCCACCAAGGCGAAACAUACCUAGUCCAGGAACUAAACACAGAACGCUUCCUUGCCCGCGUUACCCGUGUCCACGUCGACUGGAGCACAAUGCAACGCGACUUCACAGACAUCGACCCCAUAGAAACCGAAAGUAUGCGAAUGAUAACUACGGAUCCAUCUGGCAACCGUGCAUUCUUCGGCGCCGUCCAAAUUCACGCCGUCGUAUACGGGUUCUUCAAGAUCGACAAGCGAGGCCGUGUCCUCGACGCAGUAGCAGUCGAUAACCCCCCAAUCGACAUAUUGACAAAAGGAAUGUGGCUCGAUGUCCCAUCAAAAGCAAUGGAAAUCCUCAAAUCACACAAACUGAACAUCGCAGCCGCCAUUCAUGCCGCAGAACACGCAGUGCUCUCUCUCCUUCCCUCCUUCGUCAUCUCCUCCCCCGGCGACGUCCGUACAGAAUGCAAAGUCGCCAAAAAGGAACUCGGUCGUUCGCUCCGUGUAGCUAAUGAGGCCUCUUCGUCUGAGAGGAAGGAGAUUCAGAAACUUCUCCAGCCACCUGCUCGUCAGAGACCGGCUCGUCUUACCUUUUAUGACGCGAAGGGUGGAUCUUGUGGGUCCGGAAUCGCUAGUAAGGCAUUUGAGUUUAUUGGAUUACUUCUUCGGAGGGCUGUUGCGCGUAUUGAGGCGUGUACGUGUCUUUCUCCGCAGGGUUGUGUGGAGUGUGUCUGUGAUGAACGGUGUAAGGAGAUGAAUGUUGUUAUGAGUAAGGCUGGUGCUGGUGUUAUUUUGAGAUGUUUGCUUGGUUGGGAUGUGGAUGUGGAUGCGUUGCCGUGGGGUGAAGAUGUUGAUGGGGAGGAAUUUGGUGGUGGUGCUGGUGAAUUGGCGGGUGGGUUGGAGACUGUAAUCCGAGCUGGGGAGAUUCCGUGGAAGGCUGGCUGUAGUGCUAGUGAGAGGGAGGGUUGA